Molecule: messenger RNA, 1713 nt
Organism: Dalotia coriaria
Lineage: Eukaryota; Metazoa; Arthropoda; Insecta; Coleoptera; Staphylinidae
Gene: vir-1
Product: virus-induced RNA 1
Exons: 5
Coding region: 176-1345 (389 amino acids)
Source: RefSeq, a predicted model, not a curated record
CAGCGCGCUCAGCAUUUAUUUCGUGCGCAAGACUCGUACGCGUCGGACGUGCUCAGUAAUCAACGGAACUAACCAAACAUACAAACAAGUGCGCAAACGUAUCACCGCGUGUGUAAUUUAAGCAAGAAUUUACGAAUUGAAUCAAAGAAAGUUAUUUGGGCGUAGAAAAAACAAAAUGUCCCUGAAAAUAUUCGCUAUUUUGUUCGUGGCUGUUAUUGGUGUUAGUCAUGCGUCACCAGCUUUUGAUUCCGAUGAAGUCGAACAAUUCAAUCCGUUUGGUUCGGGACGUUCAGUUCGCCCAAACCGAUUCGAUGGUGGAUUCGGCGACUGGGGCAUCUUCGCAUUGCCUGACUUUAGCGCAUUUCAAGAUUAUAUAAACCGUAUCAGAGCCAGUAUCGCAGCCACCAUUGCUGGAGCAGGCCAAGGAAUUGACCUAAGUAAAGGCAAUACUACAUCAGAAACCAAAAUCAUUGAUGGAAAUCGUGUAACAGUCAAUCGCACUGAAUACAACGAAAAUGGCGUCCAUGUUGUGGUGAAAAACGUCGAAGUAAAACCAGUUGGCGAUAGUGGCGAAGACGUAAACAGCGCUAAUCCUACCGGAUCUACCCCAGCCACUGGUACCACUGGUACUUCCGCCGGAAGCACUGCAGCGCCACGUGAGGAUAUUGAAACGUUCGGAGAGGGCGACAACGAGCUGGCCAGAAGCGUUGAAAGUCUGGAAAUUUGGGACGAUAUCGACUCUCAUAAUAACAUCGAAAUUGAAACUCUGGACAAAUUUCCAAUCGAAGCGGAUUUAAGCAACGACAUCAACGUCAACAAAAAUGCGAACAAACAAUACAACGAUGAAGAUGUUGAAGAAUUCGAUGUGAAUUCUAUUCAUGAAACACCCAGGAUCAAAACAAACGAAGAUAAAAUGCAAAAUAUGCCUUUGAAAGAAAAUGUUGAAGUUUUUCACGAUUUGAGCGGUGAUACAUACGUGAAUGAUUUGUUAGCACGCAAAAUGGCGGCUGAGAACUGGGGACACCAUCAAAAACAGCCAAUUUCUUACCAGGCUCGUCCUUAUCAUGACUUAAGUCGUGAUACUUACGUCAAUGAAAUGGCAGCGCGACGUGGCAUGACAAAUAAUCCAGACGCUGAAGAAUUUCCAAUCAGAUAUCAAGCUUAUCCGUAUCAGGUGUUUCCUGCUGAUGUUACUAGCUAUCGCGAUUUGAGUCGUGACACUUAUGUGAAUGAUCUUCCUGCACGUCAAGGUGUACCGAAGAAUCCAGACGCAGAAGAACUUGAAGUUGAGUUGUUGAAUCCCGCCGAGUUUAGUAACAACGCGCUGAGAAAACGGCAUUCGUAGAAAAUCGAAUAUACGCGAUGUUAUUCUUAAUUUAAAACAAAUAGCGGUACGAUCUGUGUCCUGUGAUAUGACGAGUGGAAAAUCGAAAAACAAAAAUAAUCGAAGCAUCAUCACACAUUUUACAUUUUAGAAGUAGAUAGUACGCCUAUGAUUUUAUUUAUAAUCGAGCCUCAUCUUUAUUACAUUAAUAAAUAAUUAGAUUAGCCGCGUAUUUAUUUCGUGUAUUUUUUCAUUGUUUAGUUCUAGUUGUAACAUUUGAUGUUUGAGAUUGUUGACGAUGAGGAAACAUCGAAUAUUCGAUCAAUAUUUAUGUGUAAUUUUAAGUUUGACGGGUUUGUAAUCUGAAUAAAACAAUUUUUUAUGGUAAA